This is a messenger RNA of Vigna unguiculata (cowpea), 719 nucleotides long. Its product is annotated as MLP-like protein 34. Lineage: Eukaryota; Viridiplantae; Streptophyta; Magnoliopsida; Fabales; Fabaceae. The record is from RefSeq and is a predicted model, not a curated record. Gene Ontology annotation, biological process: defense response.
UAUAGAUAGGUGUAUUGAUCACAGUUUUUCCAUAUACCUUGUGAGGAGUGAAGAAGAUAUGGCACACUCUCAAGUUCAAAAGAUGGAAACUGAGGUUCAUAUCAAAGCUUCUGCUGAUAAGUUCUAUGAUGUUUUCUGCAACAAGCCAUACCAUAUUGCCAACAUUUCACCUCAGAACAUACAGUCUGUUCAAAUUCAUAAUGGAAAUUGGGGCACCGAGGGAUCCAUCCUCACCCGGAAUUACAUGAUUGAUGGAAAGACUUAUGUGGAGAAGGAGAUGGUUGAAGGCAUAGAUAAGGAAAACAAGAAAUUGAGCUUCAAAGUUAUAGAGGGUGACCUUAUGGGACAUUACAAGACCUUCAAAUCUAAUUUGCAAGUUAUUCCAAAGGAAAAGGGUAGUGUGGUGCACUGGACAAUGGAGUUUGAGAAACACCAAAACAACAUUCCUGAUCCUCACACCACGUUGCAACUGGCAACUGAAGUCACCAAAGACAUUGAUUCCUACCUUACUCAGGAUCACAAAUAAAUCAUUAGUUUUUACAUAAAUAAACCUUAUAUAUGGUAUGCUGCUGCAGUCUAAGAAAUAAUAAUUGAUGUAAUUAUGGGGCCUAAUAGUUAAUUACCCCUUAUUGCAUCAAUCUUAUGUACUAAGUGCCUAUAAUAAAAGUGCAUCAGUAACUAUAGUAGGAGUAAACUGGGCCCGUUUGUGUUAUGUUUCA